This is a messenger RNA of Ornithodoros turicata, 2584 nucleotides long. RefSeq names its product neprilysin-21-like. Gene Ontology annotation, cellular component: plasma membrane. The transcript has 8 exons. The record is from RefSeq and is a predicted model, not a curated record. Bases 198 to 2534 code for a protein of 778 amino acids. NCBI's taxonomy places the organism in Eukaryota, Metazoa, Arthropoda, Arachnida, Ixodida, Argasidae. Gene Ontology annotation, molecular function: metalloendopeptidase activity. Gene Ontology annotation, biological process: protein processing.
UCUUCCUCUCUCUCUGACCUUCAUCCACCAGAGGAUAUUUUUUUUUACCAAGGGCGGUGUUUUCAUUGUGAAUGUUAGACAGCGCCGUCGUCACGAGCAUCGCUGGUCACAGAGGAAGAAGGAAUAUGUGAAGGAUAAUUGCACCUUCCCAAAGAAGAAGAAGAAAUUGUUCCGUACAUCAACGGUUCUGCUCCUCGAUGAAUAGCAUGGAAGGUGGUCCCUCUUCGAGUCACGAUCCCACCCGAAUGGCAGCGUCUCCCCUAAACGACGCUCCAGUUGACACAAACGAGGGUGAAUGUCCAACUGCUAGCGAGGCCGUGAGCCCCGCGAUGAGUCCCGCGACCCGCAGUCCAGGUGUGGACGCUCCAGAGUGCGCCGACUUGAACCUUGUCCCUCCACCACGGCCGCCCAACCGCCCCUUUGGAGAAAUUGCUGUGGCGGUUUCCUUCGUUUUCGUAGUGGUAACGGCGCCUCUAACAGCCGUAUAUGUCACGCGCAAGGGUGCACAGAACACAGACAACAUUCACCUACUGUGCAAUGACUCCGUCUGUCACAUGGAAGCCCACUACUAUGAGGACAAGCUGGACAGUAGCGUCGACCCUUGCGAAGACUAUUAUGGUUACGUAUGUUCCAGCUCUUGGUAUGCCGGAGACUUGCGCUCCGCGCCCUACCUGAGCCAGACAUCCGGAUACCUCUACCAGGGUUUAAAGCAAUUUGGUGCGGCUUACCUCAAGCAAGAUAGGAACCAUAUCCAACAGAACAGACAUCACUUCGGCCACCAGAUCGUCCUCUUCAUUGAAAACUGUGUCAGGGAUUCGGCGAAAGGUCGACACGAGAAUGCAUCGUUGGCGAGCGUGUUGAGGUACUUCAACUUGGAGAUGUGGCCGUACCAAAAGUCGAUACGCUCACGCCAGAACGUGGCUCAUGUUGCCGGGAAGCUUGCAGGCUCUUUGGCGCUCUUUCCAUUUCUUGAGACCCGUCUUCACCUGUCUCCUGGAGCUAGGCCUAAGGUGCUCCUUGGCCAGGCGGAGUUGGUUCUGCCUGUUCACGAGUUGAUGGACGAGAGCAAGGCCAUGGACUGGUACAGGGAUCUGGUCACACGAGCCGUUCGCUUGGUCCAUGGCGGAAAGCGGUUUGUCGGUAUUGUGGACGGGAUCCUGGAGGUGGAGCGAGCAUUGAGUCGUGCAGUUGAGGCUGUGCCGAACGACAACACAUUAUUCCAGGUGCGUCUGAGCAGUUUGCCCGUGCAUCGUCGUUGGGACUGGGUGACCUACAUGAACGGAGUCCUGAAAGGGACUUCAGCAGUCAGCGGCAACGAAGAAGUCGUCGUGCGAUCUGUGAGCUUCCUACAACGCCUUUCUCGACUCACUAGAGGUUUUCCUGUGGAGGCCCUGCUGAACUAUCUGGGGUACCGGCUCGUGUUGGCUCUGUCACCGCUACUGCCGGCCGAUUUCCUGGUGCCUUUGGCUGUCAAGGGGCGGCGCUGGCAUGGCUCUGAACGCGUUCAGAGCUGUGUACAACUAGUUGAGAAUGUGUUCGACCGAGCGUUGACUUUCGUUCUCCAACGAACGUCUCCUUUUCUUAAUGACGUGGACACAAAGCAGAAACUGCGGGGCUUGAUGUCCAGCCUGGACAACGCCCUUAUCAGGCUGCUGAGCGGGUCUCGCUGGAUGACAUCCCAGGACAAGAACGUAACCCUCCAGAAACUUGCGAACGUGUCUGUCAGCUUCCUCGAUGCCCACGAGUCCGAGCAGGACUUGAACCAGUACUUCGUCGAGGUACCCAUGCUGAACGAGCGAAGUCUUGUCGAGAGCUACUUCCACAUGAAGGUCUCGGUGCAAAGGAAGUACUGGAACGCGUUCCACAAGAAUAUGUCCUACUUGAUGCAUCACGAUAUCAGCAACCUACUUCCGGAAUACAGGUAUGACCCCGUAUCCAAUGCGCUGUUUCUCCCCUACGGCGUGGUGGGGUUCUUGAUGCAUUCCAAGGACGUUCUACCGAUGCACGUCCCUCGAUUUUUACCCUACGCCAUACGCGGACUGUUUUCUGCUGUUAUGACACUAAAGGUUGCCCACGACAACGGCAUGUCGUGGAGCAGAAAGACCGCCCUCAACUUCGCCCACACGUCUUUCUGCUUUCUACGGCAGUACAGCGACGUGAUCUCCAAUGAAAUCGACCAUGCCGUAGACACUGACGUGUUCCUCGAAGACAUCCUGCGGGACAACGCUGUCCUGGAGCCGCUUUAUCGUGUCUACGUAAACUCCUUCCCUGCUCAGCGGGGGAAGCCUGCGGGGUUCCGUUUACCGACCCUGACGACCUUGACCAGCGACGAACUGUUUUUCAUAAAUUACGCCAUCGGAUAUUGCGAAGACGUGCGGAACGAAACGAUGGUUCGGCAGCUUAUCUUCAAAGAGAAAAUACCAGCCAGAUAUAAAGUGAACUUGCCGCUGAGUAAUUAUCGGCGGUUCGCUGCGGUGUACAAGUGCAAGAACGGGUCGCGAAUGAAUCCCGUCAGGUCGUGCAAUGUUUGGUGAUAAGAAAAGUAUUCCGUGCGGUGAUACAUGAUAAAAUAUGUCGGAUUUUA